Messenger RNA from Nakaseomyces glabratus, 1179 nucleotides. It is a transcript of the gene RAD23, whose product is annotated as Rad23p. Gene Ontology annotation, molecular function: ubiquitin binding; proteasome binding; damaged DNA binding. Gene Ontology annotation, biological process: proteasome-mediated ubiquitin-dependent protein catabolic process; nucleotide-excision repair. Gene Ontology annotation, cellular component: cytosol; nucleoplasm. Lineage: Eukaryota; Fungi; Ascomycota; Saccharomycetes; Saccharomycetales; Saccharomycetaceae. The record is from RefSeq and is a predicted model, not a curated record.
AUGGUGAGUGUUACAUUUAAGAAUUUCAAAAAGGAGAAGUACCCACUUGAUUUAGAAAGCUCUCAAUCUAUAGUAGCAGUUAAAGAAGCUUUAAGUGAAAAACUAAGCUGUGAUCCAAGCCAAAUAAAACUAAUAUUCUCAGGUAAGGUAUUAAAGGAUGGAGAUUCCGUUGAAAGUUGUAACUUCAAGGAUGGUAACGAGGUGAUAUUUAUGGUUUCAGCCAAAAAGGCAACCGCUACUAAGGUCACAGAAUCUUCUGCACCAAAAGCACAAUCUGAAGAAACCCCCUCUGAAUCGACCCCAGCAACUUCUACCCAGCCAGAAACUAACCAAAAUGAGACUACAGAACCUGCCACUAAUUCAAGUUCUGAGAACACAGAAGCUCCUAAUGCUGGUACCGACGAUGGCUUUGUCGUGGGUUCAGAACGUAACGCUACAAUCGAAAGAAUAAUGGAAAUGGGAUAUGAAAGGGCCGAAGUUGAGCGUGCUCUUCGCGCGGCAUUCAACAAUCCCGACAGAGCUGUUGAAUAUCUGCUGAUGGGAAUUCCAGAAACCUUGAGACCACAAGAAGGCCAAACCUCUCAAGAGCACGAGGCCGAUGUUGAUAUGAAUGAGGAGGAAAGUACUGAAGGUAAUGCCGAACCACCAGCAGAAGACGACCUUUUUGCACAAGCAGCACGUGACUCUGCUACUCCAAGUGCGGCACAGACUGCUGGAGGUACUACCUCUGAGAGUGCUGGAUCUGCGACUGGAGGUCCUCCAGGUUCCAUUGGUUUGACUAUGGAGGAUUUAUUGGCUUUAAGACAAGUCGUAUCUGGUAACCCCGAAGCACUAGCUCCACUCCUGGAAAACUUAAGUAACAGAUAUCCACAACUUCGUGAGCAGAUUAUGGCCAAUCCAGAGGUAUUUGUAUCAAUGUUGCUUGAAGCAGUUGGUGACAAUUUACAAGGUGCUAUGGAUUUUGAGGCUAUUGCAGAAGGGGAAGGCGAUACUGUAGAGGGGGCUGACGGUUUUGCGGAAGAAAAUGCCCCAAUUACUCUUUCACCAGAGGACGAGCAGGCUAUUUCCAGACUUUGCGAACUUGGAUUUGAGCGUACAUUAGUUAUACAGGUAUAUUUUGCAUGUGACAAAAAUGAAGAGAUUGCUGCUAAUAUGCUCUUCAGUGACUACGCUGACUAA